Molecule: messenger RNA, 870 nt
Organism: Prunus persica (peach)
Lineage: Eukaryota; Viridiplantae; Streptophyta; Magnoliopsida; Rosales; Rosaceae
Exons: 1
Coding region: 22-720 (232 amino acids)
Biological process (GO): endomembrane system organization
Source: RefSeq, a predicted model, not a curated record
AAUCAGAACAACACUGGAAAAAUGGAUCAGAAAAGCGAUGGAGUUGGGAUCAAAAUCUACAACAACGCAGUGUACGGGGACCCACAUGAAGACGAGUCCGCCAAGUCACCAAAGCCACCUUCUUCUUCCUCACAUUCCCUGCCUCUGGUACGACUGAACCCAGACCACAUACAAGGCAGGAAACGACGUGCCGUUGCGAAGGGGGUCCAGAAGACCUUAUCCAAGACCUCCAUGCUCGCCAACUUUCUUCCCACGGGCACCCUCCUGACCUUCGAAAUGGUGCUUCCCGCCAUUUACCGCAGCGGCGAGUGCACUCGUGUCACCAAUAUGAUGACCCACGUCCUCCUGGGCCUGUGUGCCAUGUCAUGCUUCUUCUUCCACUUCACAGACAGUUUCCGUGGGCCCGAUGGGAAGUUAUUUUACGGGUUUGUGACUCCAAAAGGGCUGGCGGUGUUUAAACCGGGCCUGCCCGUGGAGGUGCCCAAGGACGAGAGGUACAAACUGGGCCUAACGGACUUCGUUCACGCCGCUAUGUCCGUUAUGGUGUUUGCCGCUAUCGCGUUUUCUGAUAGGCGCGUUACGGACUGUUUGUUUCCGGGGCACGAGAAGGAGAUGGAUGAAGUGAUGGAGAGUUUUCCGUUGAUGGUGGGGAUCGUGUGCAGCGGAUUGUUUCUCGUGUUUCCUACUACUCGCUACGGGAUUGGAUGCGCGGCUUCGUGAAUGAAGACAAGGCAUAAUAAUUCAAGAGACAUUUGAUUAAUUAAUUAAUUCACUAAUGUUGUUUGUGUUUUCUUAUUGGGCAAGAAAAUGAUGAUUUUGUGUCUCUUAUGUAUGUUUGGAAUAUUGUGAUGUAAUGGUAAAUAGUACUUA